GUGACGCAAAGAUGGGGAAUUUCUAUGCGCAUAUAGAUGAAGGUAUUGUUUUCUUUGCGGUUGCGCUUUGGUGGAUGUUUAAAAUGUAUAAAAAUUAUAUCCAGUCCUUAGAGGAGAAACGCUCGUACAGGUCCUAUUGUUCAUAUUACUCCAUGCUAAAAGGAAGGCAUAUUCCGGCAGAGAUUAUACUAAAAAUUGUCUUUCCAAUUGGAGGACUGCUUGCUGAAGUACUAAGCACCGACAGUUUUGUGGACAAAAAUGGCAACUUCCGGAAUAUUGGUAAAUUCCACCACAUCAGUAUCUUUGCUCUUUUUAUAUUACACGGUGUGUCAGAUUUUCUGGAAUACAGUAAAUUUCCAGCUGUAAAAGGAAUGAAAUACGUCACUGGUGCUAUUGCUUUCUUAUGGUAUGGAGUGGCAUUUUAUUUCCACAGUAUGCCUGACAUGGGGAAUCCACCACUAGAGAACAUCAUGCACAGAUUGCUGGUUCCACUCCUUUUAAUAACUGGCAUAUCAAUUAUGUUUGAAUUUGGAUUCAGGAACAGUAUAAUACCACAGAUAGUGCGAUGUUAUUGUGUUUUAUGUGCAGGAGAAUGGAUUAUUAUUACAUCCUUUGUGUUGUUUCUACCUACACCAUUUCCAGGCCAUCGAAGAAAUCCAGCGUGGGACCAGAAUGAAAUAUCCAAUGUGCGUUUCAUGGAAGCUGCAGUUGGAUUUAUGCUUGUUGCUAAUAUAGCGUUCAUGAUUAUUUCAUACACCUUGAUGGUGCUGUACAUGAAAUAUGCGAGAGUUUGUUCCAAGAACAGAGAAACGUUAAUAUACAGAUAUGUACCACUGGAAAACUUAGAGAAGGAUGAAUGUUGAAUUAAAUUCAGCGAUGUGGUUGAAAUGAGGGUGUGAAUAGCACUAAUCGAUCGGCAUUAGAACCAAGUUCAUUUCUUCUAACACAUUUCUCUGUAAAACGUUUGUAGUACCAAUCCUAACAACUACGCAUAUUUUCGCUCCAAGUAAAAAUUUGUGAUGAUAAUUGCAACUGUAUUGUUAGAAAACAAACAGAUACUUGAUUGGCAUUUGCUGAAUUGUAUAACUGUUGUUAUCAAACCUUAAUUUCACAUGGAAGUGGUGCAUUUAACUUCUUGUCAUGAGAAAAGCCAUUAUUCAAUAAUUACUAUAUGUUUCCAUAAGUAAGUCAUUAACUAAUAAGAUGUUAUUGAAAUUUGAAAGGCAUAUUCAAUCUCAGUUUGCAAAAGUUACAAUUUAGAGUGUUUAGAUUUUGCUUAUUUGUCAUUAAGGGACUCCUUUUCCCAGCCACCGGCCCAAUGUUCCAAGCGUUUCCUGUAGAAGUUUAAUUUAACCAUAUUUUAUUUUAUAUAACUGUAGACAUAAUUAAACAUGCAAAAUGGUUGCACCACAUAUUUUAACAACAUUAGUUGAAGGACAGUCGAAGAAGCUUGUAGUACGACUUAUUCCAUUUGUAAAAAUGAUUCAGUGUGUUGUAUUAACAAGGGCGCGCUGACUAUUUCGAUAUAACAUAAUAAAAAUGGAAACAUCUGUAAAAAAAAUCAGUAAAGUUAGAUGUUGCAUUUAACGAAAAUGUAUGAAUGUUUUUAAUGAUGUCCAUAAGAAUGUUGACCUUAAAUUCCAAUCAAGGGAACAUUAAAUAUAGCAUAUCUGUAACUGUUUAUAUAGAUCUACUUAGUACGUAUUUAAUUUUGUCAUAUGUUUGAAGUCAUGGAUGUGAAUAAAGUCAUGGAAUAUUAUUUCUUUUACACUAGUGAAAUAACAGAUUGACGUAGACACUAUUAUAAGUAUAGAAUACGUUGGUUAA
Messenger RNA from Mercenaria mercenaria, 1827 nucleotides. Its product is annotated as transmembrane protein 45A-like. The transcript is spliced from 6 exons. The coding region runs from base 12 to 863 and encodes 283 amino acids. The record is from RefSeq and is a predicted model, not a curated record. NCBI's taxonomy places the organism in Eukaryota, Metazoa, Mollusca, Bivalvia, Venerida, Veneridae.